Xiphias gladius (swordfish) is the source of this 4010-nucleotide messenger RNA. RefSeq lists its product as uncharacterized. The transcript has 16 exons. Lineage: Eukaryota; Metazoa; Chordata; Actinopteri; Istiophoriformes; Xiphiidae. Bases 920 to 3604 code for a protein of 894 amino acids. Gene Ontology annotation, molecular function: ATP hydrolysis activity; zinc ion binding. Gene Ontology annotation, cellular component: nucleus; nucleoplasm. The record is from RefSeq and is a predicted model, not a curated record.
CCGUGCACCUGCAGCCGCGGGGCGCUCCGCCCGCCGCCGCUGCAGCCUUUCGUGGUUCCUUCUCACGCGCUCUUCCGCUGUCGCACACGAAGUGGACCGAGUGUAACGGAGGCUUUGUGUUGAUGCCGAAAUGGACCGCGCGGGCUUCCUCUUUUCACACGCUUAGUGGUUUUAGUGCGGCCGAGCGCCUGACACUCUGCCCCUCGACAGUUCAUGAGACUCUCAUGGUAAUAAUUAUGUCGUUAAGCGGUGACGAGUGAGCCCUAUUGAACUUUAUGUCGUUUUUCCGCCCCCUGGCAGUGGCAAUAACGCUCCUAAAAUUCUAAUAACUUGUAAACAGGGGUCAGGUUUUUAUCGUAUUUCCACGCGGAAUCGGCAUCGCUCGCCACACUGCGCAGAUCUCCGUGUGAAAAGGGACAAAGGGUCCGGACUCCGGUCCCCAGAUGACUUGUCCCCCCACGUGAUCCAAAGCGUCUGCGUCCGGGCUGCCACCAGUGCCACUCGUCCACUCUGCGCCCUGGGCUUUUAUCAGCAGGGAACACACAUGCAAAUACACCACUGAAUACCACAGAGUGCAGAGUUGGGGGCAGUGCACCGGGAGUUUAUGCUUUACCAGUUAAAAAAAAAAAAACCAAAAAAACUACUGUUUAUACUGGGAGUGCGUUCAAGAAUGCGGAAAAACAAAGCCCUGCACCAAAUGCAGACUCUGAGAAUACUGUGUUCAACGUUUGUUGAGAGUGUCAGCCAGGUGUUGGUUAAGGAUAUGAGACGAGAGAUAAGAUCAGCUUUACCCUCGGCACAGCAAGGGAAGCAAGGGGGCCACAGCAGCAAGGUAAGAACGAGAGGCACUGGUGUAGAAAAGAGAAGUAAACUAGUGAAGCUCUCGUGUAUCGGAUGUUCCUGAUAUUGUGGAAGCAGCAUGGGGCAGCAGCAUCCUGCAGGGGCUAGCGUCGUGUAUUUUCACAGAGAACAUGUGGACGUGUCACGGGAGGAAAAGCCCGACAACGCAUCAGACCCUGGUGUAUCUGCCAAACAGAUCUGGAUAGAUGUAGUUGAUGAAGCCGGUCACCUGUGUCUAACAUUCAUCGAUAAUGGCAGCGGUAUGACCCCCAACAAACUGCACAAGAUGCUCAGCUUUGGUUUUACCGAAAAGGGCUCGGGUAGGGCCAGUCAGCAGGCCAUCGGCGUGUACGGGAACGGUUUCAAGUCUGGCUCCAUGCGUCUGGGCCGCGACGCGCUCAUCUUCACCAAGAACGGCGGCUGCCAGACUGUGGGAAUGCUGUCUCAGACCUACCUGGAAAACAUCAAGGCCCAGGCCGUCAUCGUCCCCAUCGUCCCCUUCAACCAGCAAACCAGGUCGCUGGUGGUGACAGAGGACUCAGAGGCGAGCCUGGCAGCCAUCCUCCAGCACUCCAUCACCAGCUCCCAGGAGCAGAUACAUGCACACUUUGACUCGAUUCUCUCCAAAAAAGGCACCAAGAUUUUAAUCUGGAACAUCCGCAGGACCAAAGAUGGCAAGCCAGAGAUCGACUUUGAGAUCGAUGGGAGUGACUUCCGUUUGCCCGAGAUUCGGAUCGAGGAGCUGAAGAAGGGACUGAGGAACAGCGGAUCCCUGAGAGCCGAGCACAACAUCCCCGACAUGCACUACAGUCUCAGGGCCUACCUCAGUAUUUUGUAUCUGAAGCCAAGGACACAGAUCACACUGAGGGGGAAGAAGAUUCUUGUCAAGCUGGUUUCCAAGAGGCUGACAAACAUUGAGCAUGACGUGUACAAGCCCCACUUCAGUAAAGAGAAGGUGAAAGUGACCUUCGGGCUGAAUCCAAAAAACAAAGAUCAGUAUGGCAUCAUGAUGUACCACAAGAACCGACUCAUCAAAGCCUACGAGAAAGUGGGCUGUCAGCUAAAGGCUUCAGGUCAAAGAGCAGGAGUCGGGGUCAUCGGUAUCAUCGAGUGUAACUUCCUCAAACCUGCUCACAACAAGCAAGACUUUGAGUACACCAAAGAGUACAGACUCACCCUUGGUGCUUUGGGCCUAAAACUCAACGACUACUGGAGAGAGGUGACGGAGAAGAAAACGAGAGAGCGGGAGUUUCAGGCUCUAGACAGAGAUGAGAAUCUAGACGAGCAUGACGCCGACGAAGGCCCCGUGUGGCUACAGUGUGAAGAAUGCCUGAAGUGGAGGAGCGUCCCAGCGAGUCAUUACAGUGUGGUUCCUGAGAGCUGGGACUGCAGCCAGAACCCCAAUCCACGUUACAGAAGCUGCUCUUCACCAGAGGAAGCAGAAGAGAGCGAGAAGCUGCUAACACCCAGCUACCAGAAAAACCACAAGAAACAAGAGCAUCCCAAAAGCAGAAAACGAGAAAAAUCAUUGGAGGUGUGUGUGGCGAAGGGUCAGGUGGCGAAACCUCAAAUCCUCUCACGUAGUUCGUCAGAGCCGAGCCAGCCCACCUUCCGGUCCACACAUUCGCCUGAUGGACGCCACACAGAGGAAAACACACCUGAACAUGGUCAGACAAACACAGACCACCUCGGGGAUCAUCACGCAGGCACACACACGAAUGACAAAGCGCUGACACAAACCAGGGUGACGGCUGAAUUCACACAAACACAACAAGAGCCCGCCGGAAGAGACGUGGUCAUUAAAGACGAGUCAGGAACCGCACACUGGCAGGUCCAUGUGGAAAAUGAGUCACAUUCUCAGAGCCUUGAAGGAGAGGAGACGGACAAAAAGAAAGACACAGACAUGGAGCCAGUGGAGAGAGAAGAGGAGAGCGCAGAGGCAUUGAGCCACAAAAGGAAAUCGGGAUUUUUAUUUCACUCUGUGAAAAAGAAGCCGUGCCUUUGGGAGGAGCGACGGCCUGACUCGGAGAAUAUGGCAGUAGAGAUGAAGCCUGAGAAACAAACACAUGUGUCCGAGAAGACCAAGCAGGACAGUAGCAGCCGAGUAUGGAAACCAGCGGACGCGGCGCAGCAAACACCCACCAGCCUCACCUGGAGCCACUCACUCCCCUCCACCCAGACAGUGAUGGUCUCUCCACUGAGUCGAACAGAAGGGCCACAGAGCAGACCGCUGCUUCUCAAAGGGAGUGACCGGGAGGCUAAAGUAAAGAAACUGGCUGGGUUGGAGAAAGAGGUUCGGGGGCUACGGAGCCUUCUAGGCCUGGAAGCCGAAAAGACGUCUCAAGGCACGAUGACAACCGCUGAUAGCGACGCUGAAAAGCCAAAAGACCUGCCGGCGUCCACAGCCAUCCGAGAGGUUGGCUGCCAGACGGACACUGCUGAGUGCUCUACUUCAUCCAGCAACCCCGCCCAGGCUGUGCUGGUCCAGUGUCAGAGAGCCGCAUGUGGGCCAAAGGAGCAGCCUGAGCAGAACAGACCCAGGGGGGAGAAUACUGAAACUCAGAGCAGGGAGCUAGUCUGUGACAGCGAGGCCUGUGAAGACGGCAGAUCGGCGCAGGAGGAUCUGCGUGGUAUCCGUAACAACGUGGUGGUGCUUCUCACAGCCCUCCUGCCCCAGCUGGACCUGGCUGGCAUCAGUCUGGAGACCACCGACGUAGACAACAUCCUGCAGCAGAUCAUAGAGGUCAACUCACUGAAACUAUGAUCAGCAUUGUUAUUAAAUACAGCAGAUUUCUGUUGGUGGAGAUUGGUAUUUUCUCCUGUGUUCUUGCAAAGCAAAGUUUGGGGUUGAUAAAACGAUGCCUAAUCCAAAGAUACAGUAGGUUUUUUGUCACAAUGUGUCUGGUGCACAUCUAUUUUUAGAAAAUUUUGUUGUGAGCGUCUCUGCCCCUAAUGCUACUUAUAGAGUAUGAGCUCUGCAAUCUAAAAUUAUCUUUUGACCUUUUUUUUUUUUCUUUAAAAGAGUGCGGUAUAUUGCUGUUGUUUGUUCUGCCCCUGUUUGUAUUGACUAUUUAAAUGAGUUUUAUGCACUUGUGGUCAACAUAUUUUAUCAGUCAUGGAGUAAUGUUCACAUAUUAUUUUAGAAAACAAGACUUUUUGCAUUUUAAUUA